CAUUGAGGAGAAGGAUAACGGCCACUGAAGCGCAACAAAGCAACUGAAGUUUACGCGCUUUACCUUUUUGUCCGUUCCUUGACUUUUGACUAUUUAGCUCACUUACUUAAAAAAGAUUUCAGUGUUGUUAAAAUUUAUUUGUUUUUAAAAGCAUCGUUCUCGCAGAAUAAUUACAAUGAUGCAUCUAUGGGUUUUAUGCGCUUCUCUGAUCCUGGUGCCGCUGCUGUGCGACGCGCACAUCUCCAAGCGUUACGUGAUCGGUUGUCCGGACCGAUGCGACAAGAGUCUGUGUCCGCCCGUACCGGCCAGCUGUCUGGCCGGAGACAUCCUGGACCAGUGCGACUGCUGUCAGGUGUGCGCGUCCGGUGAGAACGAGCCAUGUGGCGGCACGGGGAAACUUGGAGACCCGGAGUGUGGAGAAGGUCUGGAGUGCGUGGUGUCUGACGGGGUCGGAUCCACGGCCACGGUGAGGAGGAGAGGAAAGAGUGGCGUGUGCGUGUGUAAGAACCCGGAUCCCGUGUGCGGCAGUGAUGGGGUCUCAUACAGGAACAUCUGCGAGCUCAAGAGAGUCAGCAACCGGGCGCAGAAACUUCAACAGCCGCCUGUCAUCUUCAUCCAGAGGGGAGCCUGCGGCAAAGGUCACAAGGAGAAUCCAGACAGUCUCCGAAACAAAUAUAACUUCAUUGCUGAUGUGGUGGACAAGAUCGCUCCAGCUGUGGUUCACAUUGAGCUGUUUCGCAAGAUGGCUUUCAGCAAGCGGGAGGUGGCAGUGGCCAGUGGCUCUGGAUUCGUGGUGUCUGAAGACGGUCUGAUUGUAACUAAUGCUCAUGUGGUGGCCAACAAGCAUCGGGUGAAGGUCGAGCUGAAGACCGGCGCCACUUACGAUGCCAAGAUCAAAGAUGUGGAUGAGAAAGCCGAUAUCGCUCUCAUCAAGAUAGACGCUCCAACAAAACUUCCAGUGCUGCUGUUGGGCAGAUCAGCUGAUCUGAGACCAGGCGAGUUUGUGGUCGCUAUCGGCAGUCCGUUCUCUCUUCAGAACACAGUGACCACAGGCAUCGUCAGCACAACUCAGAGGGGCGGUAAAGAACUGGGUCUGCGUAAUUCGGACAUGGACUACAUUCAAACGGAUGCUAUUAUCAAUUACGGUAAUUCGGGAGGACCUCUGGUGAACUUGGAUGGCGAAGUGAUUGGAAUCAACACGCUAAAGGUGACAGCGGGAAUUUCUUUUGCCAUUCCUUCUGACAAGAUCCGACAAUUCCUGGCUGAGUCUCAUGACAGACAAGCUAAAGGAAAAACAGCCACAAAGAAGAGGUAUAUUGGUGUAAGGAUGAUGACGCUUACCCCAACACUUGCUAAGGAGCUAAAGGAAAGACAGAGCGAUUUCCCAGAUGUGACCUCUGGAGCUUACGUCAUUGAAGUCAUCCCAAAAACACCUGCUGAAGUGGGUGGUCUGAAGGAGAGCGAUGUCAUAAUCAGCAUCAACAGUCAGAGGAUCGCGUCAGCCAGCGACGUCAGCACGGCCAUCAAGAAAGACGAGACUCUGAGGACAGUGGUGAGACGAGGCAACGAGGACAUCAUCCUUACCAUCAAACCCGAGGAGAUUGACCCUUGACCUCCCUAACGCUCACCAGUGAGCUGGAUCUCAGACUUUGACUGUGUGUGUGUGCAGAGCAUCACUCGUUCUAGAAUCUGUAAUAAAUACUUUCACACCCCAACUGAACGCUUAGACAGGAGAUAACCCUACUUUUACCCAGAUGCAUAGUCCUUUUCCAGUUAUUCAUUAGUGUAUAUUGUACUGUUUUAAAAAGGGCCCUUUGUAAAUAUGAGCGUUAAAGUUAAGAUACAGACAGUUCAUUGACACUCACAGUAUAUUUGGUUGUUAUGUAUUCGUCAGCAAGGCAAUGAUUUCUGUACUCAGCUUUUAUCAUUUCUACAUUUACAUCCAAACCUUAUACUUGACUUGUAGAGUGCACCAGUCUGAUCCAGAAGUAAAUGUCUUGUUUGUUUUCUCUGUAGAGAAAUUGAUUUUUGGUGAUGAUGCAUCUUUUAACAUACAGUCCUAUAAGCUUUGAUGUUUUAAAUCAUGAUAUUUGCUUUUGUACAAUCCACAUUUCAAUGUAGUUUCAACUUCAUUUUUUAAAAGCAAUAUUUAAUUGACAAUAGCUACACUAUUCGUAAUCUGCAAGGGGAGCUUUUUUUCAUGUUCAAGUGCAAUAAUUGGGUCCCCAGUGCUUCUAUCAACUUAGAAAAUGUGAAAAAGAUCAACCCAGUAACUUAGUUUUGGUAAACCAUUCUCUGCAAGCAUGUGAAAAAAUAGGUAAUUGAAAUUUGGCUCCCCUUGUGAUGUCAGAAGGAGAUAAUACCACCCCUUAAUCUGCACUAUCCAACCAUGGCCAGUGUUGGGGAAAGUUACUUUUAAAGUUACUUUUUCUUACUUGGCUGAGGCUUAAUCUCUUUCAGGCCUUGCAGGUGUUUUUUAUGAUCGCAAAAAUGUCAAGCUCUGGCUUGCCAUCUCCGUUUCUGACUCAAACUGUUCCCGCUCAGGCGCACAGAGUGCGUAAAUCUACAUUUAUAUGUUCAGUUUAAUUCAGUACAUUAUUUUAUUUUUAAAUUGAAUUAAUUAAACGGAAAAGUAACUCGCAUUACUUUUUUGAAAAAGUAACUCAAAUAUUAAUGUGUUCAUUUAUAAAGUAAUGCGUUACUUUACUUGUUACGUCAGAAUAGUAAUAUUAUUACGUAAUGCGCGUUACUUGUAAUGCGUUAUCGUAACACAGUCUCACCCCAUUUCGUCAAUAUUUGACGACACUUGACCAUUCGUCAAUAUGUGACGCGGAGGGUAUACCUUUCGCGUCAUUUUUUGACGAACUGGGGACUUCAAUACUAUUACGUCCGUUGCAUUCUCUUCUCCUAUUUUCUUACCAAUUUCGCGUCGGUUUAGGGUUAGAUUACGCAAAAUUAAACCGUGUACGCGAAAUUAAACCGUGUACGCGAAAUUAAACAGUUGUCACCUGGCGUUGGGGUUAGAGUUAGGUUUGGGUAGGGAUGUCAUUAUGUAAAUCUAACCCUAAACCGACGCGAAAUUGGUAAGAAAAUAGGAGAAGAGAAUGCAACGGACGAAAUAGUAUUGAAGUCCCCAGUUCGUCACAAAAUGACGCAAAAGGUAUACCCUCCGCGUCACAUAUUGACGAAUGGUCAAGUGUCGUCAAAUAUUGACGAAAUGGGGUGAGACUGGGUUGGUUAUCCCUAACUAGUGCAGAAAUCAACUCAUUUGCAUUUAAAAGGACACACAUAAAAACGGCACAGUUUUGCUCAAACCCACAAAGUGGCAAUUUUAACAUGCUAAAAUAAAUUAUCUGUAAGGUAUUUUGAGCUAAAACUUCACAUACAUACUCUGGGGACACGUAAGAUUUAUUUGACAUCAUGAAAAACUAUUGUGAAAUGUCCCCUUUAAGAAGUGAUCCACUAACUAAAUAAAUUACAGUUUACACACAAAUCACAAAAUUUUAUGGAUUGAAACCUAAACUUUAUUUGAGUAACACACUCUAUAAAUCCAAGCUACUUAUAUAUUCUUAUAUAGUUUCAUAGAUAACACUUCACGAUAAGGUUGUAUUUGUUAACAUUAGUAAAUGCACAAGCUAACAUGAACUAACAAAAAAACAAUAUCAUUUUCCUGCAUUUAGUAAUGUUAGUUAAUGCCAAUACAUUUGUUUAUUGUGUAUUUACUAAUGUUAACAGUUACAACUUGAUUUUCAAAAACUUAUUCAAAUUAACAUGAACUAAGAUAAUAAAAUAAUAUAAGAUAAUAAAAUAAUAAAUGCUGUAUUUUUUAUUGUUCAUGUUAGCUAAAUAUGCAUUAACUAAUGUUAACAAAUAACCUUGUUGUAAAGUGUUAUUUUUUCAUAUUAUUACUUGGUUAUUUUAGUGGGUUUAAGUACACCUCAGGUUUUAAAACUUUUACUUUAAAUAAAAUUUUGUAAUACUGCGCUUGAAGAUAAUAAAUGUAAAACAUACUUUUUGACCAAACGCUGCUGAAUUGUGGGCAGAUGUGAACCAUUGGAGAAUAUCUGAAUAUUAUCUCUAAUUCCCUUCCCUUUCUAAAUGUUUUUGUGUCUGUGUGUUUGUCAGACGCUAAUUUCAGAAAUGGAAUUAAAGAAGGGUAAUAUUUUUAA
This is a messenger RNA of Paramisgurnus dabryanus, 4169 nucleotides long. It is a transcript of the gene htra1b, whose product is annotated as HtrA serine peptidase 1b. The record is from RefSeq and is a predicted model, not a curated record. Gene Ontology annotation, cellular component: extracellular region. Gene Ontology annotation, biological process: positive regulation of apoptotic process; programmed cell death; proteolysis. Lineage: Eukaryota; Metazoa; Chordata; Actinopteri; Cypriniformes; Cobitidae. Gene Ontology annotation, molecular function: serine-type endopeptidase activity; protein binding.